Messenger RNA from Megalopta genalis, 2050 nucleotides. RefSeq lists its product as uncharacterized. The record is from RefSeq and is a predicted model, not a curated record. Lineage: Eukaryota; Metazoa; Arthropoda; Insecta; Hymenoptera; Halictidae.
CGUGCUGAAGCUGAAGGAACGGCGCUUUUCUACGAACGUUCGCGGAGAAGUUGCAGUCGCGCGUGCUUCUGCUGCGGGAACGUGUCCUCCGCAUCGUCUGAGAAACACGGGCACUUUAUCGCUACGAGGUGCACCAGCCGACGAGAGUUUGUUGACGAGCUAAAAACAUCUCGACCUCGAAGCGCUCGUUGAUAGACAGAAUCGUAGGCGUGCGAUAUCGAUGCGAGAAGUCCUCGAGUCCUCCAGUAAUUCGUAGUAAAUGCGAGCGUAGAUUCGGUGAGAUUUCGCUGGAACGUCGACGGUCGCAUGCGAUGACAACGCGAGAAGAAUAUAGCGAGGUGUGUGAAACUGCGAGGGAGACGUGAGCGCGUCUAAAGCAGACUGAUAGUAAAUCGAGCAUAUAGACAUUCGAUAUAAACUCGAGCGAAAAUGAGCAAGAAAGUGGCCGGCGAAGAGGGUGCUUCUCAAGAAACCAGCGAUUCUAACGCGGAACUGUACGAGACCAAAAGCUCCAAAAAGGUUGUCCGCUUGAUCACCGCGGUGGCCUACAUGAUCUCCGUUAGCUUCGUGGCUAUAGGCCUGAGCGCGUACUACUUGUUCCUCUGGGUCCCGCCGGACCCGAGGCUUCUACGGCGGCCGGAAUUCUUGGUCGGUGACGAUGAAAUCCCGUUCGAGAGAGCCGAGAAAUUCAGAGGCCGCACCGUCGACGACGAUUCGAACGAAACCAGUCGGCUGAUCAAGCGACAGCAGAUUCUAGACCAAUCUUUGCUGAUGCUGAAGCUGUACAUAAUGGAUCAGCAGAGGAACAGGACGAAGUACAACACCACCGGGUCGAACUUGACCGAAAAGAUCGUCGAAAGUGAAACCGGAUCUCCGACCAUUUUCGGCGAUCAGGCGAACGGACUUGUCGCGCAGGAUCAAGGGAAGGAUCGCAUUCCGGCGAGUUCACCGAUCGAGAUGGGAACGGUCGACGAGAUGACCAGCGAGGAUGUUAUCGAAGAAACGCAAGCGGAAAGAACGACGGUGAGAUCGGUAUCCGAUGGUGACCAGCAAACGGAGGAACUGAAAGCCGCGGUGAGGACUUCAACAAUCUCAUCGCUACGAACGAAUUCAUCGACAACACCAACUGGGAUUCUCUUUAUUGAAGAACAAGACAACGUUCUCAAACACUCCAACGUUGACUCUGUAGGAUUUCUCGAUAAUUCGAAUAACGGAUAUCAGAGAAAAAGUCUAACUAACACGAGUUCAGAGAACGAUUGAUCGAUCGUUAAAAGAUCCCUUAGAAAUCAAGUAUGUAGCAUUCGAAUUUGAUUUCGUUAGAUUUUUCGUUAACUUUGAUAGCGUUCGGAUCGACUGUUCGCUUACGGGAAACCUGAUCGUUUCUGUCAGAACACAGCGAACGAACGAUUAACCCUUGAAUGGCGGGUCCGCUUUGACCCGUGAUUACGAACGUUCCAACUAAAAUUGGAAUUUUCUAGCAGCCACUUGAAAUUAUUAGCGUAUUACAUUGGGUCCAAUAGAACGCUUUACUCACUGGACAAAAAAUUAGAAUCAGAACACCGAUUCGGGAUACAAUAAAUAGAUUUCGUUGCUCGAGAUAAUUUGCUGGUUUACGAGUGAAAUUGUCUAAAGAAACUCUACAAUUGUUGACUUUCGUUUCGGAAUGGCUAUAAAGUCGCCGGUCGGUAAUGUGAUAAGAGGAUCAAGGUUGAUUUCAAGGAAGUAGGUUCGAGGAUAUGUAAAAGAAAAUCGAAGCGUGAAGAGAUUUGAAUGGAUCCAGGAUUGUACAUUUAUUCGAUGUUUAUGUCGUGCUACACGAUUUGUAACAUUCUGCAUGGAACGAGUACUAAACGCGAUGAUUUCGAUCGUCCACUCGAGCUCGGAUCACCUUUUCAGAACACGCGCGAGAAUUUUAGUUUUGAUACUGCGUACCGAUAUGUUCGAUAAGGCGAUAAGUAACAGAUAAAAUCGUUUCGGAGAAGUGUAAUCGAAGUUGUAAUUAUUUCAAGUAAUUUUCUAACUACAUAAUAAAGAAAUUUGAACAAAACGA